Molecule: messenger RNA, 1179 nt
Organism: Scomber japonicus (chub mackerel)
Lineage: Eukaryota; Metazoa; Chordata; Actinopteri; Scombriformes; Scombridae
Product: ribosomal RNA processing protein 1 homolog A-like
Exons: 10
Coding region: 121-1179 (352 amino acids)
Biological process (GO): rRNA processing
Cellular component (GO): nucleus; preribosome, large subunit precursor; preribosome, small subunit precursor
Source: RefSeq, a predicted model, not a curated record
GUGGGGAGAAGAAGAGAAGAGAUAGAGGAUAGAGAGGGUUGAGAGGGUUGAGAGAAUAGAGAGAAUAGCGAGAAUAGCGAGAGGAGAGAUAACCGAGUGUCUCCACGUGUAGCAGAGAGCAUGGCGUCCCUUCAGGAAGCAGAGGUGCAGCUGGCUCAGAGACUGGCCUCUAAUGAGAAACCCAUCAGGAGCAAAGCCAUGAAGAAGCUGAGGAAGUACAUCAAUGUCAGGUCUCAGAAAGCAGCAGGAGGAUUUACAGGCGAUGAGCUGCUCAAACUGUGGAAGGGUUUGUUCUACUGUCUGUGGAUGCAGGACAAACCGCUGCUGCAGGAGGAGCUUUCAAAAGUGAUCUCCAGCCUGAUGCACAGCUUCCAAGGCAUCGACGCACAGUUGUUGUUCCUGGAGAGUUUCCUGCAGACCUUAAAGAGAGAGUGGACCGGCAUCGACAGACUGAGGAUGGACAAGUUCUUCCAGCUGGUUCGCUUCAUGUUCAGACAAACAUUUGAGAUGCUGAAGAGGAAAGACUGGGACAGCAGUCUGGUCGGCAGGUUUCUGGAGGUGCUGACGGCUCAGCUCCUGCAGAGCGACAGCGCGGCGCCCAGCGGGCUGCAGCUCCACGUCCUCGACCUCUACAUGACUGAACUGGCUGCACUGGGAUCUGCUGAGCUCACUGCGGAUCAGAACCUGACAUUCAUCGAGCCGUUCUGCAAAACAGCAGCUAAAACAAAAGAUCGCGCUCUCUUCGGAGCGAUCUGCAGCAACAUCUUCACCACCAUCAUCGAUCAGGCUCCCUACGCCAUCCAGGACCUGAUGAAGGAGCUGCAGGCGGCCGAGGGCUCGGACUCAGGACAGGCCUCCGAGGAAGAGGAGGAGGAAGAGCAACCGAAAGAGAAAAAGACCAGCGGACCUGUUGAUAAGAAAGGCAGCGGGAAGCAGAUGAAUGGUCGUAAAUCACAUAAAAAUGAUGAUGAUGAUGAAGAUGAUUUUGAUGAUGACGAUGAUGAUGAUGACCUUCUUCACCUGGAGGAAUCAGACUCAGAGCCGCUGGAUGAUGAAGAUAUUGGACCAGUCCUUCAGUUUGAUUAUUCUGCUGUGGCUGACAAACUGUUCGGGUUGGCGAGCCGCAACAGCACGCCGAGCCUCAACCGACAGAGACUCUACAAGAUCAUCAGAACGUGA